AUGUUGUUUCUGGAUAACUCACGUGCGAAGAAUUUCACUUCUGCCUAUAAAGACAUCGAGUUCCUCAAUUUCUUUUAUAAACAACUGCGGUUGAAUAAGACUGGUCGGUUCGAGGAUUUGUUUCCGUACGUCAGUCUUUGUGGUCUUGAACGAAAUUUUCUGCGUUGUGACGACAGGCCCAUAGUUUUUACAGAAAUUCAAGAUAAUGGUACCACGUUACGCAUUGGGCAAUCGUCCAGGACAUACCCAUUUGAGCCCACGUCUUUGUCAAUGUUGAAGAAUGGUCGUCUGUAUCACAAGGCUCCAUUUGGAGGAUAUGGCUUAGUUAUGUCGAAAACGGCUGAUAAACUCUUUCCACUCUUCACUUUUGACGAAUACGGGUAUCCGGUUGAUUUUUGUUGGCGUGGGAAAAAGCACAUUCUGACAAAUGAAAUACGUAGGAACGUAGGGCAAUAA
Messenger RNA from Angiostrongylus costaricensis, 456 nucleotides. The record is from the annotation of a GenBank genome assembly. NCBI's taxonomy places the organism in Eukaryota, Metazoa, Nematoda, Chromadorea, Rhabditida, Metastrongylidae.